This is a messenger RNA of Saimiri boliviensis boliviensis (Bolivian squirrel monkey), 803 nucleotides long. RefSeq names its product transmembrane protein 244 (gene TMEM244). NCBI's taxonomy places the organism in Eukaryota, Metazoa, Chordata, Mammalia, Primates, Cebidae. The record is from RefSeq and is a predicted model, not a curated record.
ACUGAUUGAUUUCAAUACACGAUAUGAAGAAUAAAGCAGACCCAAGACACAUGAGUCUUAAGAAAAUUACACCGCUGAAGAAGCUCCAAGAUGUGCACUUUGAAGUCCUUCCCAUCCUCUGGGUCUUUAAGCAAUACAAGGCUACCCAACACUAUCUACUAAUCAUUCAUUAUCUUUUGUCAAACUGGUUACCAAAGACCAUGUGAAAAAGCUCAGGCUCUUGGACCUCACACCCGUUUUCUCCACAGGUUGUUUUGCAGAAGCUUCUUCUAUGUGUCGUCCUGUUCUACACUGUGUACUAUGUGUCCCUGAGCAUGGGCUGCAUAAUGUUUCAGGUGCAUGAGUUGGAUGUCCUGGCACCAUUCGAUUUCAAAACAAAUCCCUCAUGGCGCAACAUAUAUUACAAAGUUCUUUUAGUUUCAACAGAAGUCACCUACUUUGCUUGUGGACUGCUUUUUGUUCCAGUUGCAGAAGAAUGGGUUUGGGAUUAUGCUAUUUCAGUAACUAUUCUUCAUGUUGCCAUCACUUCAACUGUUAUGUUGGAAUUCCCCUUGACAUCACAUUGGUGGGCUGCUUUAGAUGGCCACCCAGAGAUACUUCUGCAUAGAAUCCUGAGGCUGCUACUGCACAGAUGUGAUGCUUGCUGCCUCUGUGGAACCGGCUUAAUUUCAAUGAUAUGUGGAGGCCAGACUUUAGCAUACUGUUUGUUCAAAGACAACUUUAUCUAUCCAGAUCUGGAUAAUUUUUAACAGAACAGUUGAAUUAAUUUGCCUUAGAAUUUCUGUAUUAUUACAUACAUUGUG